AUGCCGUCCGUCAACAUUCUCAAGUUUGGGGUAUCGUCGCCCGCCGAUGUAACGCCCAUCCAAGGGCUUUUGAGGGCUGGCUACGACCCGUCCCAGGUUCUCGCACUGAUUGGCAAAUCGGAAGGCAAUGGGUGUGUCAACGACUUCUCCCGUACGCUGAGCGCGAUGGUCUGGGAGCCGAUGUUGCCCAAGGACUCCGUCACGGUGUUCUCCGGAGGCACAGAGGGCGUUAUCAGCCCGCAUGUCACCUUUCUCGUGAAGGAGCACGGGGGCGCCAAUACGGGUCUGCUCGCUACCGUUGGCCGGACCCGAAAGCUGGAUCCUCAUGAGAUCGGGACUGCCGACCACGCCCGUGAAGUUGCCGUUUUGGUCAAGUGUCCACUCCUCACAACGAACAAGCUCCAGGAGAUACGUGCCGCAGGGAAGACACCUCCAACAUCAGACACGUACCAGUCCAUGGCCAAGUCACGAUAUGCGAGUGCCGUUGGCGUGGCUGUUGCAUUGGGAGAAGUGGCAGAGGGCGAAGUCGACGCUGCCAUUGAGUCGGGCACCACGUGGAGCGCGGCUGCCAGUUGCAGCUCAGGGGCAGAGCUGGAAGAUUGCCACAUCCUAGUGUUGGCAUCGUCGCCUGAGCCAGGCCGGUUGAGGGCGACAUCCACAUUCAUGGAAGACGCCAUUGACGGCAGAGCGGUUGUGGAGGCCCUGGGGGAGGUGAACCGUGACCAAGGCCAGGUCUUGCAAGUGUUUGUGAAAGCCGAGGCGGAUCCGACAGGGGAGAUCAGGGGUAAACGUCACACCAUGAACACGGACAGCGAUAUCCUGAGCACUCGACAUGCUAGAGCUGCAGUUGGUGGCCUUGUCGCUGGACUCACGGGUGAUACUCAAUUGUAUGUAAGCGGUGGAGCUGAGGGACAAGGCCCACCGGGAGGAGGGAGCUUUUGCUUGGUAUACACCUGCCCAGAAUAA
Molecule: messenger RNA, 966 nt
Organism: Neoarthrinium moseri
Lineage: Eukaryota; Fungi; Ascomycota; Sordariomycetes; Amphisphaeriales; Apiosporaceae
Exons: 3
Coding region: 1-966 (321 amino acids)
Molecular function (GO): hydrolase activity, acting on carbon-nitrogen (but not peptide) bonds, in cyclic amides
Source: RefSeq, a predicted model, not a curated record